Paramecium sonneborni is the source of this 690-nucleotide messenger RNA. The record is from the annotation of a GenBank genome assembly. Lineage: Eukaryota; Ciliophora; Oligohymenophorea; Peniculida; Parameciidae.
AUGAAAAAUUCAAAUUAAUUUAUAUCCGGAAGUAGGGAUAAAACUAUAAUUAUAUGGGAAAUUAAGAAUAAUUAAUGGUAGAUUUAAUAAUAACUUAAUGGACAUACAGAUUAUAUUCUUCAUAUAAUAAUGAAUAAUAAAGAAGAUCUUAUUAUAUCUGCCAGUUAUGAUAGAACUAUUAAAUUUUGGGAGAAACAACAUAAUUAAUGGAAACUAACUUAAACAAUAUCUAAUUUUAAUUUAGUAUAUAGUUUCAGUUUGAAUGAAUCUCAAAAUUAAUUUAUAUCUUCUAAUUUUGAUAAUUCAAUAAUAGUGAUGGAAUAAUAAGGAAAUGAUAAAAAAUGGGUUUAAAUAUAAAAAAUUGAAUUAGAAACUUUCUGUUAUCUACUUAGUUUUAUUGGUGAUAAUCAAUUUACAUUUUAACCUGAUAGUGGUUAAUAUAUGAAUUUAUAUGAAUGGAAUAACUUGACUAAAGAAUAUGUAAAAACUAAAGAUAUUCUAGUAUAAUCAGGUGAUAAUUUAGAUGAUUUCUUGUUAUUUCCUUAACAAUUUAUAAAGGAGAAAUCUAUCUUAAUUAAUAGAUUUGGUAAAGUUGUAAAUGUGAUUAAAAAGAAUUAAAAUGGAGAAUUUAUUAAUUUAUAAUCAAUUCUAUUUUAAAGUAAUUUGUUAUUUAUAUGGAUCAGCAACUGA